AUGGGAAGAAUUGUGAUCGGCCUGUUUGGCAAGACGGUACCGAAAACAGCGAAAAACUUUAUUGAAUUGGCGAAGAAGCCAAAGGGCGAAGGAUAUGUUGGCAGUAAGUUCCAUCGCGUCAUUCCUGAGUUUAUGAUCCAAGGUGGAGACUUCACGAAUGGUGAUGGAACAGGUGGAAGGUCCAUUUACGGGGAGAAAUUUCCUGAUGAAAAUUUCAAACUAAAACAUUAUGGAGCCGGUUGGGUGUCAAUGGCGAACGCUGGAAAGGACACUAAUGGCAGCCAGUUUUUCAUAACUGUGAAGAAAACAUCUUGGCUGGAUGGUCGACAUGUUGUAUUUGGAAAGGUCCUCCAAGGAAUGGAUGUGGUUCGAGCGAUAGAAACGGUGCCAAAGGAUUCUGGCGAUAAACCAAAAGACGACGUAAUCAUUGUUGCUGCUGGUCACGAAGUGGUUAGCACACCCUUCUCCGUCGAGAAGGACGACGCGGUUUAG
Molecule: messenger RNA, 492 nt
Organism: Ostertagia ostertagi
Lineage: Eukaryota; Metazoa; Nematoda; Chromadorea; Rhabditida; Trichostrongylidae
Source: the annotation of a GenBank genome assembly